Xyrauchen texanus (razorback sucker) is the source of this 4417-nucleotide messenger RNA. It is a transcript of the gene echdc1, whose product is annotated as enoyl CoA hydratase domain containing 1. The record is from RefSeq and is a predicted model, not a curated record. The transcript has 5 exons. Bases 714 to 1622 code for a protein of 302 amino acids. Gene Ontology annotation, biological process: fatty acid beta-oxidation. Gene Ontology annotation, cellular component: cytosol. Gene Ontology annotation, molecular function: enoyl-CoA hydratase activity. NCBI's taxonomy places the organism in Eukaryota, Metazoa, Chordata, Actinopteri, Cypriniformes, Catostomidae.
ACGGACAUUUGACUAAAAAAGUCGGGGGAACUGAAUUACCGAAUCCCAGGAAUGACCCAAAUAAUGUUCAUGCCUUCUUCAUUUUUCAUGCUGCUUUGUGUCUGUACAGAUCACGUACUGAUUUAUCGUGCAGUGUUUUUGACAACAGCUCAUUCUUGUGGACAAUUGAAACAUCGAUGAAAAGGCGACAGACAGUAAAUUCAUUAAUUCAUUCUGGUAUUCCGUCUGCUUUCAAGUCUUUGCGAUCUCAAAAUGUUUAGUUAAAAUUAAAAGCAUUCUAUUAUAUCUUGCAAGAUAUGGUGGCUUUCUUUAGAAAGUACUGUUCACGAUGAGAUCUAAAUAAGAUGGGAUCCAUAUAUUUCGCUCUAAGUUUCUUUCAGGACUGUUUUUAUAGUUACUCUGACAGCGCGACCCAGGUCAACAUUUAGAAAGUGAAUUAAUAGGCCGAUAUUAAGUUAAAUAUAACAAUAUAUCUUGACAACAGAGACAAAUUAGCUUUGUAGCAAGUAGCUUUGUUGAAUGUGUUUUAAGUAAACUAACGUUAUGUAUAUCUGCCGAUUCAACUCAACUGUCGUUCACCCUUGACGGGAUAGUAACUCCUUAACGCAAAACUAAGUAGAGAACUAUAAUUGCACGUGUUUUAUUUUGGACGUAAAUCUGCAAUGCCCCUGAAUUGAUAGCAGAGUCUACAUCUUUAAAGACAACGCAACAUAAUGAAUGUGUGCAGCGCUGCUCGGUUCUGGUUGAUCCAGACACGCAGUGCAGUGAGAGUCCUUCAACAGAAACGAACUGUCUGCAGCCACACUGAUGGAUCUACUGGGGACUUCAAAGAAAAACUCCGGGCUUUCACAGGAGGUUCCAUAGAGCUUCAGAAACAAGAGUCAGGCAUUGCAGUGCUCACUGUCAACAAUCCUGCGCGCAUGAAUGCCUUCACAGGCAGCAUGAUGUUUGAACUGGAGGAGCGGGUGCAUGAACUUGAGACCUGGUCAGAAGGGAAAGGUGUCAUUGUGCAGGGAGCUGCUGGGACCUUCUGCUCUGGAUCUGAUCUGAAUGCAGUCAGCGCUAUAGCAAACCCACAUGAUGGCAUGAAGAUGUGUGAGUUUAUGCAGAGCACUCUGACACGUCUCCUCAGGUUGCCACUCAUCUCUGUGGCACUGGUGGAGGGAAGAGCUCUGGGUGGUGGAGCAGAACUCACCACAGCCUGUGACUUUAGGUUAAUGACAUCAGAUGGUGUUAUCCAGUUUGUCCAUAAGCAUAUGGGUUUAGUACCUGGAUGGGGUGGAGCUGCGAGACUAGUUCGUAUUGUUGGCAGCCAGAAUGCCCUGAAACUGCUUGGUGGGGCUAGAAAGGUUGAUCCAGACUUUGGAAAACAGAUCGGACUGGUUGAUGAGGUGCUUCACUGCUCCUCUGAUGAGGGCAAUACUCGAGCUCAUGCAGAGCAGUGGCUGAACCAGUUCAUUAAAGGGCCGGCUCCAGUGAUCAGAGCCAUAAAGAAAGUUGUCAUCUCAGGAAGAGAGCUUCCAUUUGAUGAAGCCCUUAAAACAGAGAGAAAUGUGUUUGGGACAGUAUGGGGUGGACCAGCCAAUCUUGAGGCACUGGCUUUGAAAACAAAACAUAAGUGAUUGAAAAUAUCAUCAUCAUUGAUUAACAUCUUAAAACUGUUACUCAAUGCUUGGAGGACUUAAUCAGAUCACAUGAUAAAAUGAAAGAAAUUGAAAAGUACCUGGAUUGCUUUGUGGAGUCAAUGUUAUCUUGCACGUGCAAACACUAGUAAUUGAAUAUAGUCCAUCUGAAUGUUGCUUUUCUUGUGCUUUUUGAAAUUGGUUAACCAUUGAGCGCCCAGUAAAUGUGUUGGUUCUUGGGGGUCUCACCAAGGGUGCCAUAUAGGGAAGGACCAGCAGUAAUUAUUAGUGUUAUUUUAUAAAAGGGACAUUAUAUGAUGAAUUAUACAUGACAUGUUUGGUAUAUGGAAGCUAUACAUGUAAUAGUUACAUUUAAAAUUGGCCUUUCAUGUAGUAACAUAAUUUUUCCAUAGAAUCAGACACGGAUAAUGACUUUGCAGCACGCCCCUAAUACAUAGCCUGCAUACACAUGUCGGCACAUUGAUUAACAAGGAUAAAUAAAAAUGCCAUUUCAUAUCAAAUAUAGUUUGUGUAUCACAUAGUAAUAUGUGUCUUCCUUUUUGUGUUUCUUUCAAUUUUACCAGUAGAAGUGAAGUAAACAUUACGUCAGCUUAAGGAAAGACCUCUGAUGAAGCUUCAUUGAUGUAAGCUUUCUGUCAGAGCUUUGUAAACAACCCAAUUGCCAGGAGAGAAUAAACAUUUUUAUUGUCAUUUAUUCACCCUCAAGUUUUUCCAAAUCCUUUAUUUUUUUUCUGGAAAACAUUAAAGGAGAUGCUCGGUCGAAUAUGUGAGCUUCUAUUUUCCAUAUGAUGGUAAUUUCAAAAGUACUUAAAAAAGCUCCAGAAAGUACAAAAAAAUCACCUUAAAUGUUUCAUAAAAUUAGCAAGACCCAGAUCUAGAAUGGUUACUAGAAUGGGACAUGUAUCGAAUUGGGUUAUGGUUAGCAGUGAUGCAAUUGAAGUUUUUUUAUAUAAACAAUAUAUAGAUUAUUUAGGCAACUUUGAGUGUUUAUAAUACAAAUAGAAACAAAAUUAUAACCAAGAAUAAAAAAAAAUCUACAGGUCAAAAUGAUUAGCCCUCUGAUGUUAAUAGUCAAUAGUGUAUCCCUUUUACUUGAUAACAGCCUUUAGUCGUUUGUUGUAGUUCUCAACAUGUUUUAGGCAUUUCUCCUGAGGAGUCACACCCAUUCCUCCUCAGCAAAUCUCUCAAGCUCCUCCAGAUUUGUUGGUCUCCUGGCAUGGACUCUAGUCUUCACUGUGGCCCACAGAUUUUCUAUGGGAUUCAAGUUUGUGCAGGCCAGUCAAGGACGUUCACUUUGCUCGUUUGGAGGUAGUUCUUCACCAGAAGUGAUGUAUACUUUGGGUCGUUAUCAUGCUGGAAGACGAAAUGCCAAUCCAAGUUUUGUUGCAGAUUGCCUGAGGUUGUCUUUCAAAAUCUUCUCGUAGUCUUCCUUUCUCAUGAUUCCUUCGACCCUGAUGAGAUUCCCAGUUCCAGAUGCACUGACACUUCCCCACAGCAUUAUACUUCCACUGCCAUGUUUCACUGUGGGAACGGUGUUCUUUGGGUUGAGCGACUCUCCCUUCUUUCUCCAAACAUAGGCAACAUAUCUAUGGCCAAAGAGCUCUAGUUUUGUCUCAUCUAACCAAAGGACACGUUCAUCAUUUUCUCUAGGUUGUCCUUGGCAAACUUCAGUCUAGCUUGGAGGUGUCUCUUCUUCAGAAAUUGGGUUUUUCUUGGUCUGCAAAUCGCAGUCCAUUCCUGUGCAGGGCUCUAGUGACUGUCUUCUUUGAGACAUCAAUCCCAGACUUGGAUAAAUCAUUCAGUAGUGUCUUGGCAGUUGUUCUUGGGUCUUUAGAAACCUCUCUCAUCAGUUUUCUUUCCAAGGUAUUUGAAAUCUUUCGCUUCCUGCCUCUACCAGUCUUGUUCUCCACUGUGUGGGUCUCUUCAAACUUCUUGAAGUUUAAUAUUUGAAAAAUAUUUGAAAUUUAAUAGGGGGGCUAAUAAUUUUGCCUUCAACUGCAAAUCACCAUUCAAUUUUGUUGAACGCAUUUGGGUGAACUACCCUUUAAGACUGGAAUCUGUCAUUUUCAGAUACAUCUGGAACACUGGAAGAACUUUGUUUGAGAUUUUUCAUGCAGAAAACCCCAAACUUCUCCAGUUGUCCACACAAAUCAGAAAGUGCUGCCAUUUUGUCCUUGUCUAAUUUGUGUUGAUGUCUCCUUAUCCCUUGAAUGUCGAUAACAUGUUUAUUUUGUGCUUUGUAUGUAAAUAAGAUGCUUUGAAAUUUGAAGUUAAUAGCUCUCCAUAUUCAUAAAAUGUGACUGUCUAUGAGUAAAGCAUUUAGAAAUGACAACCGUCUAAAGACACCAACACACUGGACAUUACACUAUGUCACAGAUGGGCUUAAUAAGCACUUCACUAGAUCCGGUCCUCCCAAAGUCAUUUAUAUGGCUCGUUUGCCAUAUUCCAAGUCUUCUGAAAUCAUGUUAUUGCAUUGUGUGAGGAAUAGUUUUGACCUGGCAAAGUUGUAGUCUAUUAAAUUUUUUUAUAACAACUCUUGUGCGUCAAUAAUAAAAAAAAAAAAGUUAUUUAGAGGUACUUUGAGGGCAAAAAUGUCCAUGUCAAAAAAGUGCCAGAAUAAUAUUAUACAGUAAAAUAAUAUUAUAUUCCACUCUCAAUUAGAUAUUUUUUUAACCAGCAUCAAUCCUGAUCAUAACUACCAAAUAUUCAUUCAUUUUCAGGAUUUUAACCAUUUAAAUGCCAGUUUGUUUACAUAAUGCCACUGUUGUUUCUCU